CUAAAGCUGAAUACGGGCUGCGUUGCGGCUUCAUGGCGCUGUGAGCCGCAGACCGGCGGGCUGCAGCCCCUCACGCAGACCGCAGAGCGCCGGCGCUCCCUGCAGCCGGUUGUCCGCGCGCUGGAGUGGACUAAUUGCGGUCAUUUAACCUAUGAAAGCAAUCUAAUCGAGGUAAUUAAAGAUGGCUAUGAGGAGUGAGAGCAGAGUGGAGCUGGACGCCGAGGUUGAAGAGGAGGAGAGUUUUGGGCCACAGCCCCUGAACCGUCUGGAGCAGUGCGGGAUCAGCGCCAGUGACCUGAAGAAGCUGGAGGAUGCCGGCUUCCACACCAUCGAGGCCGUGGCGUACGCCCCCAAGAAAGAGCUGCUGAACAUCAAGGGCAUCAGCGAGGCCAAAGCCGACAAGAUCCUGGCAGAAGCUGCUAAGCUGGUUCCUAUGGGUUUCACCACGGCCACGGAGUUCCACCAGCGCAGAGCUGAGAUCAUCCAGAUCUCCACAGGGUCAAAAGAGCUGGAUAAGCUUCUGCAGGGUGGGAUUGAGACGGGAUCCAUCACGGAGAUGUUCGGCGAGUUUCGUACGGGAAAGACUCAGCUGUGCCACACGCUGGCGGUCACCUGUCAGCUGCCUAUCGAUCAGGGCGGAGGGGAAGGGAAAGCCAUGUACAUCGACACCGAGGGCACCUUCCGUCCAGAGAGGCUUCUGGCCGUCGCUGAGAGGUAUGGGCUGGUGGGCAGUGACGUCCUGGACAACGUAGCUUACGCUCGAGCCUUCAACACCGACCAUCAGACGCAGCUGCUGUACCAGGCCUCGGCGAUGAUGGCAGAGUCCAGAUAUGCACUGCUGAUAGUAGACAGCGCAACAGCGCUGUACAGGACGGAUUAUUCCGGAAGAGGGGAGCUGUCGGCUCGGCAGGGCCACCUGGGUCGCUUCCUCCGCAUGCUGCUGCGCCUCGCUGACGAGUUCGGCGUCGCCGUCGUCAUCACUAAUCAGGUUGUAGCUCAGGUGGACGGAGCAGCCAUGUUCUCGGCAGAUCCGAAAAAGCCCAUUGGAGGAAACAUCUUGGCACACGCCUCCACUACCAGGCUGUAUCUGAGGAAGGGAAGAGGCGAGACCAGGAUCUGUAAGAUCUACGACUCCCCCUGUUUGCCUGAGGCGGAGGCAGUGUUUGCCAUCAACGCGGACGGAGUCGGAGACGCCAAGGACUGAGGCAGCGAGCGGGAGGACGGUUUGGACUUUGACUGAAACGCGUGGCGACGAGUUACACCCCCGUUCCGCUCCGGCUGGGGCGGAGGUGCCUCGUCGCUAAGCGAAGAGAAACUCGUGUAACGUGCUGCUUUAACCCGUGGCUGAUCUGGCGCUGCCUCCACAGUCGCGAGUCAGAGACGACUGCCUAUGAUGCACAGCCUGACGUAAACAAAGGCAGCUCCCCUGGUUACGUUCACGUGAGGUCGUGGUCCAUCAUGAUGUCCACAGGUAUGCUUCAAGCCUUUAAAGGACCGGUUCACCCAGAAACCUUCACACGGCGAGUCCGUCCGUCCGGCACGGGCGUGUUUAGUGUUCGCACUGGAUGCUGACGCGGUCGGCGAGUAACGCGAGCUUGCCCCCCCCCCCCCCCCUCCCCCCUCCGGAGUCAAAUGGACACGUCAGUCUGGAAUAUCGGGCGGAUCCGGUCACUGUCCGGGGCUGAAGAUGUUCACCCGCUUAUCUGUUUUACUGAUAAUGAACGAAACUAGUAGCUGCCUGUACGGACGUCUGGAGAGGCCAUGAGCUGUUGCUAGAACCUCAAGAUAACAAUCCAGAAGAUAACAAGAUAAACAUGUUAUUUCAGGAUAACAUUUAUCUUGAGAAGCUGAAAACUUUUUUUUUUUUUUUUAGGGUAACACUUGUUUUUUUUUAAAAGAUAACUUAUUUCAAGACAAUUUUCGUGUGAUCUCAAGAUGAGGUUAACUUAAGAACAUCUCGAGAUAAGUAACCCUAUUUUGAAAUAAGAUGACUUGAGAUCACAAGAUGAUCAUCUCGUCAUCUUAAGAUAACUUAUCUCUACGUAACUUGAUAUUUCAGGAUAACAAUUGUCAUCUUGAGAUCACAAGAUAAUUGUCUUAAGAUAACUCAUUAUCUUGUAAUCUUGAGAUGUUAUCUCAAAGUAACAGUCCAGAAGGUGGUCGCUACCCCGUGGCCUCUCCGGACGUCCGUAACGAGUCGGCUGGCUAGUCCCCCAUUCGGUGGUGUUGGUGUUCCUUUAGACGUUCCCUGUGUGUUUUGUGGAUGAUGAGCAGUGGUGUGGCGCCCCCUGCAGGAUGAGUGAACUGAGAGCUUCUGUGUUUAAUGACAUUAUUAACCUCUCCCUCCUCAGACAGGCUAACCUUCUUAUUCCUUUUCAGGGUGAUGUAAUAACCGGGUAAUUAGUGGAGAUAAUAAUAAUAAUAAUACGGCUGAUAUUUUAUUAUUAUUAUUAUUAUUGUUAUUGUUUAGUUUUCUUCUGUUUGUUCUCAUCUGCUAGUUUAGUUUGAACUGUAUUCUUUCUGUAUAUAAACUCUGAGCUGACCCCGUUUGGUUUGUCAUGGUGUUUAUUGGGGGGAU
Molecule: messenger RNA, 2578 nt
Organism: Pygocentrus nattereri (red-bellied piranha)
Lineage: Eukaryota; Metazoa; Chordata; Actinopteri; Characiformes; Serrasalmidae
Gene: rad51
Product: RAD51 recombinase
Exons: 9
Coding region: 182-1204 (340 amino acids)
Biological process (GO): mitotic recombination-dependent replication fork processing; mitotic recombination; reciprocal meiotic recombination
Cellular component (GO): condensed nuclear chromosome
Molecular function (GO): ATP binding; double-stranded DNA binding; ATP-dependent DNA damage sensor activity
Source: RefSeq, a predicted model, not a curated record